AACUAUUUUUAAUCUGUCCAUUUUACCCUGAAAACCCCCGUUUAUAGACGUUGCGCAACCGCUUUUGUUUUAACCUAGCCAUAAAAAGGUAAUUAUAUUAUUCAAAAUGUCAUUUUUAGUCUAGAAUCAUUAAUUGAUGUCUAAUAUUUAGAUUAAAAAAAAAAGACUUUAAAAAAUGAUUCACUCGCAUAUUUUAAACUUUUAAACGAAUAACGUCACAAUGAAAAAUUUGGCGUCUGUAAAAGUCACGGAUAUCUACCUCAUAACUAUCGCUUAAUUGUAUUUUUUUUGUUACUGUCGCAUUUCCCCCGAUAUGUUAGAUGAUAAAAAAUCGAUCCAAACAAAAAAAAUGGAAAAAUAACUAGGGCUUUCAAAAUUAUCGCGUUAACGAGCGGUAAUUAAUUUUUAAAAUGAAUCCCGUUAAAAUAUUUGACGCACAAAUGCCCCGCUCAAACAUAUUAAAAUGACAGCAGAGUGAAAGGUGUACUUGUUGUGUUUUUCGGAGUUUUGCCGCCCUCUGCUGGCGCUUGGGUGCGACUGAUUUUAUAGGCUUCAGCACCCAUGAGCAUUGUGUAAGUAAUUAUUGACAUCAACAAUGGCGGGCUACCAGUUUAUUUUUUGAUUGAAAUUUUUCAAAUUUUAUUAAAACGAAAACAUGAAGAGGGGUUUUAAUAUAUCUUUUAAGAACUACAAGUUUUUCUAUUCAUGGAUCGCUUUAACAGAAUGUUAAUAAUGGUAAUGCCAUCUUUAUUUAUUGUUAUAAUAAAGAAAGACAGUACUUAUGUACUGUAUGUUAAAUGUAUAUAUCCAUCUUGUGUCUUAUCUUUUCAUUCCAACAAUAAUUUACAGAAAAAUAUGGCAUAUUUUAUAGAAGGUUUGAAUUGCGAUUAAUUGCGAUUGCGAUUAAUUACGAUUAAUUUUUAAACUGUAAUUAACUCGAUUAAAAUUUUUAAUCGUUUGACACCCCUAAAAAUAACAUUUAAAAGAGUAACUAUAUGAAAAAGAAAAUCUCAACCACUCCUUGUUGUCUGCGACUUCUGCUUCGCAACCCUUGUUAUAUCACCUUGUUUUACCCAUAAAAAUCCGGCUGUGGCCAUUCACAGCAGUGUCUCGGUGAUACAUGCUACAUGGAGUUUUUGGAUCGAAACAAGUACGUGAUAAUAUCUCGUUAAAAUCGUGUCGUCUUUAAUUCUGCUCUCGCCUCCAAUUAGGGUUUUUCUGGUUUUGUUUUGUUUUUUAAAUGCCCUCCUGUUCAAAAUUCAUAUGCUGUAUAGGGAAGUCAGUUACAUGCAAUGACACUUUUCAGCACCCCCCCUGAAAAUCCAGUUAUGGACCAAACCCUUGGUCUCUUAAUAUUUGUCCACUGUAGUGACCACCGUUCCUGAAAAGGUGCAAAUGAGUGCCUGUAAGGGUUUCAAAGAUACAAGUCGUAAUUCAUGCAUGAAAGGGUUAAAACAAUGUAAUAUAUCAGCAUAUAUUGUCAUUCUUUUUCUUUCCCAUUUUCAAGAUUCGGUUGGGUGCAGUUUAAGGUAAAAGCCAUUGUGGUCACCGCCCAUGAUCUAAUUUAGUGAACACAGCCGCCGAGCCGCACCUCAUGAAGCCUUAACGUGACCUCACUGAGGCAUUGGGUCUCUUGACGCCAUUCGGCGCUUUGUUGUAGUGACAUUCGUCAAACCUUUGUGUUGCCUUGUUCCGACGGCGCUCGCCUCGCGCACAUCACGAUGGUGUGUCGCCGCCGGAUUCUCACGGUUCGGCGUCGGGAUUUCAAUGUCUUUUCAGACGAAAAAGCCCACGCCGCGUCUGUGUUUUGUGACCGCUAGAUGUCAUCAUGGCACAGUAGAAAGCGGCGGCAGAAGAGGCCUUCGGUGUCCUCAGUUUGCAUGGAUGACAUCACCCGUCCUGCUGUGGAAGAACAUCUAUCUAUCUAUCCAUCCAUCGUCAAGACGGCAAUCACACCCUCAGAAGUCAAUAGCAGCCGAAGGCCGACGUCGAGGACGACGUUCUGCGUGCUGAGCCCAAACUAAGCCCUCCUUCUGCCGCUGAUGCACUUGUUGCGCACGGUCCUGAUGCGCCACUUGAGUCCUUGAAGAGGCAGGACGGGCUGCAACAGGUGCACCUACUUCAUCAUCUGCUUUUUUUUUUUAAAAAAAAAAAAGCUCAAAGGUUAAGACGCAACUUUAAAUGCCCAUCUGUUGAUUUUUGCCCACAAAAGCACUAUGCCGGUUCUGACCAGCCCAGACAACGCUAAUAAGUUUAAGGAGAAAUGGUCGUACCCGGAUGACCAGGCGGCCGCGUCCGACUCGGCCCCUCUGGACGACAGCCUGACCAGCCUCCACUGGCUCCAGAAUUUCUCCAUCGUCAACGCCGACCCGGAGCGAUCCGGCGGGGCGGCUGCCCAGGGCUGCCCCUCCUCCUCCUUCUUCCCCUCCUCCCAUCAGCAGCACCUGUUUUUCAAACGCUUCCCCAGAGGGGGCACCGACUCUCCCUCCAGCCCUCCCGCCGGGGACACGGCGGCCACCGGGAUGCCGCUUCACCUGGGCAGCCCGGUCACCUCCGGGAGCGACAGCACUUUGGCUCAGCGCUUCAGCAACUGCGCCUACCAGUCGGUCCCCAUCCAAGCCACCCCUCCGGCGGAGGUCGACUACAAAACGAACCCUAAAGUCAAACCGCCGUAUUCUUACGCCUCGCUGAUUUGCAUGGCCAUGCAGGCCAGCAAGCAGCCCAAAGUGACUUUAUCCACCAUCUACAACUGGAUCACGGAGAAUUUCUGCUACUACAGACACGCGGAGCCCAGCUGGCAGAACUCGAUUCGCCAUAACCUGUCCCUCAACAAAUGCUUCAAGAAGGUCCCCAGACAGAAGGACGAGCCCGGUAAAGGAGGCUUCUGGCAAAUCGACCCUCAGUACGCAGACAUGUUUGUCAACGGCAUCUUCAAACGCAGGAGGAUGUCCGCCAACAGCUACAACAACAACAGUGGCGCUCACAGACAAAACAAAUUCGUUCAUAAUGCUUGCCCUUACCAAACCGGCAAGGAUCUAGGCAAUAAAAGGAAGCCGAUGGCCGCUAAGAACAACAGCAAAGCUACCAGGGCGACCGAGUCCCCGCUUUUGGCGACGGAGGCCCCCAAAGCGGACAACCCGCGGGGGGAUUUUGACCUGACGUCCAUUUUUGACGACGUCCUAAACUGGAACUGUAGCACCUUUGAGGAUUUGGACAUCAACACGGCGCUGAAUUCGCUGGGCUGCGAGAUGGAGCUUAGCGUGCAGGGGAGGCAACAGUCGGCCGGGCCGGGCCACUGGUGCGUGGCGGGUGACCUCCUGGGACCGAGUCAGCACCCGAACCCGCCCCAGUCGACCUACGAGUACCUGGACGCCGGCGCGGAGCUGCACGUGCUUCCUCAACAAGACCAGCUCCUGCAGAGUCAGAAUCAGCUGCAGAAUUUUGAAGAGCCGUCCUCGCUAUUUCACGAUCGACCGGAAGAGGUGGUCUCCUGGGAGGAGAUCAAGGCCAUUCCACCCACUCUGGAUCAGAGCUUCGGCCUGUACGAGGGCUUCUUUAUGGAGAUGCAACCAUGGGAACGGGUCGAGACCUACCUGUGAUGGUUGACUCCCUAAUCCAUUUACAUCCGAUGAAAGCCUGACUUCCGGUCCAACGAUCAACCUUUUAUUGUCUUUCGAUUCAAACACAUGUUGACUCAGUUACGAGAGACAACCGCACGAUAAGCGGCAAUCUUGUGAAGUAGCUUUGGAACAGAUGUCAAAAAGCUGUACAGAAGAAUAUAAAGUGCGAGGUGGACUGUAGCCAUUUAGGAACAGUGGCACCCAAACCUCUAUAAGCACGACCCGACUGAGCACCGUCACAGGAAUGAGAAGGAUUGUAUUUUGCUACAUUAGCAUUCAACUGGCUUUCUUUGUCUUUGUUUUUUUAAAUAACAGUGCAGUAAAACGUCUCUAAAUGCCAUCUGAAAUAUCUAUGCUCUGUGGUAAUGAAAGAUGCAGAUACUUUAGUCUGAAAUUAGAAAUCAGUUACUUAUGGAGUUGCUAUAUAUUAAUAUAUUCACUACAGUAUAUACGUGGAACAUUUGCCACUCUACAUCCAAAAGGUUUGUAAAUGUAAAACACAUUGACUUUUUUUUUUUUUUUCGGUCAAACAUUAUGCACUUUGUCAGGCAGGCAGCCGUUUUAAAGCAACACUUGCUAACUUUUCAGUUUUGGUCGACGCCGGUGGACAAAAACGGUAGUGUUUAGCCUUCAAGUGCGUAUGACCCCAGAAAGCAUGUUUAUUUCAUAUUUCACACGGUGUUUUAUGCUCUUGAAUGAAAUGGACCGCUUGGAUGUGUGUGGAAGCGAUCAUUUUAUAUACCGUAAUUUCCCGAAUAUAAGGCGCACCCGUGUAUAAUGCGCACCGCAAAUUUACUUGUAAAAUCUAGGGACAAUUAUUCUACCCGUUUAUAAGGUGCACCUUAAUUUUAGCACCAAUAAAUAGAAGAACACAAGAAAACAGAGCUCGUGUACAGAUACAGGAAUGUCAUUUUACUGAAUGGUGAAACACAGCACAAGCAUAGCAUAUUGGUAGUUCAAAACAUUACCAUAAACUGACAACAUUUAGGGUAAUAAUAUGAUUUGACAACUUCUCUAACUUAUCAGAAUCUAGGAGAAAACAAAACAGAUGUGACUUUUCUUUUAAAGGCUGCUGUAUAACUUGCUCGUUUCAUCAUGAUGAAUAAAUGUUUCUUCCAUGGAUUGAUACGGUAAAAUGAAAGUGAGAACAUAAGUCGGAAAUCCGAGAGAGCUCAUCGCUGUCGACACGACGGUAACAAUAGGAACUAUUGUUAUUUGGGUUUGAGUUUACUGAGGGACAGAUAUAGUUGACAGACACAGGAAGUCUGUGUUGUUACGUUUGUUAUGGUCCGAGUUGCGGAGCUGCAAUAAACGUCGACUCAAAUGAGUUCAAGAAACUAAAUUCUGUGCUUUAUGAAGAGUGAAAAAAGCAGAAUUGAACACAGACGAAAUCAUUCGGCCGACCAGAGUGAAGUAUUACCGAAACAAAAUGGUGACGUCACGUACCGUAAUGGUCGGCAACAGAUCGCCGCAUAUGUUUCUUCAACACAACGUGGCCGUGUCAAUAAAAAAAAAAUCGGUUUAUAUAUAUAUUAUAUAUAUAUAUAUAUAUUUCUGUCUCCAUCCAUGUACCCGUUUAUAACGCGCACCAUGAUUUUACAAGUAGAUUUUGGGGGAAAAAAGUGAGCGUUAUCUUCGGGAAAAUACGGCAUUCAAUUUUUGAAUACUGCGCCAUGAAAAUGAGUGACUUCCGGCUUCAGUCUCGAGUUUAGGGCGAGUGCAAAUGUGACGUCACUCGGGUCAGCGUCUCGCAAUACAGCAGUGCUUUAUAGCAUGCGGAUGGACUGCGGAUUCAGCAAAUUUUGCGGAUUAAUUCGUUUAUUUUUCGCAUCACGCCAGCCAAACGGCUGCAGAGAAUUGUUGCUGCACCAGGGAGAGACUGUGAGCCUUUUUCAGAAAGUUCCCGUUCUCCUCGAGAUAGGCCAAAACAAGUGUGCGACAACUGUAGGACCAUUGGACUUACGAGGAAGUGAGUAAACAUCAUAUUUUGUAUUAUGUCAAAUACUGGGAUCAUGGCACACGUUUUAAUACAGAGGUGGCUUGCAUUUUGUGGCUGACAUGCUCCUUGUCCUCCUAGAAUGCCACUCGGUCGCUACCGGUGUUCUGCCAAAAUCUGCUACAUCGGCGAAACGUCUACAUUAGUCGAAUUUGACGCCUAAAGUACUAUCGUGCGCUCUAAACUCGUUUUGUUUCGAUGCAUACAGGCAGAACGUUCUAAAAAAAUGCCUUAAGAAAAUACUUAUAUGUAGUUACAUCAAAUAAGGAAGGACGGUUUAAAAUACGUACGUGACUAGUGUGGUCAACUGCUUCAAAGCUAACAAAAAAACAAUGGUUAAAAGUAUUAGAGGGUAAUACAAUCAAAAAGUAUCUUUGAGGCAAUGAAAAGGUUGUAAAAAACAAAAUAAAAACAAAACUAGUGAGUACUCACCGCUUCUAACCGCUGUGCGCAUGCGUGUGGAUGGUUGCGCAAGCGCGCUAAGCAUCGUUUCGCGGCGUAGUAAGGAAUGGCCGAACACUGGUGGCUUGUCGCACAUCCCCCAACCGGGAGAGCGCUGUAGUCUGCGUAUUGCUCUCUUUGUGUGCCCGGUGUUCUGUCAAAUUUUCCACCCGAUCACAAAUUGCAACUUAAAAAUGACCGCGAAUACAGCAAUUACUUUCUUAAAUAAAGAACUAUUUACUUACGUUUGAUUAUGGACAGACAUUUAGAAAAGUUGGCCUCAGACACAUCCUGCCAUGUUAGCUGCACAACAACUGAGCCUCUCUCGUAUGACUUUCACACGGUUUACGUCUUCGCCGUGUAGUUAAGCAUUAAUAUACGCCAUAUUUAUGUUGACCAUGUACCAGCUACGCGCUCCUCCGACGUCGGGCACUUUGUCCAGCGGUAAUUCUCCAAGCUCUCCUGCCUGCAGCAGGGGAGCUGUAACUUGCUCACUGAGGGGCGGGUUGCCAAUCGGCGAAGACAAUUGACUACCCAGCCGCCGUGUGAUGUAAUCCCGGGUAGUUUUGAGUGAUUUUUCACUUCAAAAGCCGAGAAUAGACUUUGAAACAUCACUCGGUUUGGGUUAGCAUGUCGGGGCAGGGAAAUGACAAAAGCCGGACUAAUUCCGGUGGCAUAAAAUAUCGUUCGGGAGGUGCGACAGUAAAGGUGAAGUCGACAGUUUGGACCAUUAUGGAGUAAUUUUGCCAUGUCGUACUGAAUAAAUACAUUUUUAAUAUUUUAUAUUUCGCACAAGUCUGUUAUUUGUCAUGAUCAUACCAUUUAUUUAGUAACUGGGGAAAAAUACUUGGAUAAAAAAAAAUAUCCUGUAAAAAUAUUGAAGUAGAGAGACUGAAACAAUGAAAUUUUGCGGCUCUCUUCGUCGCGUUUUCCUCGUUCCGAAUAAUUCCCCUUCAAUGGGCUGUAUAGUAAAACCGAUGAGCCCAUUCUCCCGCUGACAUCAUCCACCUGUUGGUGACGCUAGAGCCCUAUAAUGGUAGGCGUGGCUAAACUGCAGAUUAAAAGACUUAAUUUUUCGUCAUCCGCGCUUUGCCAAAUUGUUGUACAUAGUUGAAUCGUCUGAAAAUCUGAUUCUAAUUCACAUAAUAAUGCUAUUUGAGACUUUUUUUUAUCCUUUCAUACGUACUUUAAGGAAGACUGCGUUUCCCAUGAGGACCCGAGCACACCCGCGGUGUCGUAAAAUCAUUAAUCAAUUAAAAAUCAAUCUCGCAGUCGCCUGUAGAUGGAUUAAACAACAUUUCUUUUUCCAGCAGCUGUGUGAAGGAUGAAUAGUAAUAAGGUUGUGAAUCCAGUGGUGGCUAAACAAUAGCAUAUGAUGGUUAGCAAGUGUGGCAAACUCCCCCACCCAACCAGAGCGAAAAGUCAGGCCUAUGUUUACUCUGUAUAUCCUGGUAGCCUGCCUUCCUCCUCAGGCAAAACCUUUUGCAUAGACUUCAUAACGUAUUGACGGGGCACAGGGCCGAUAAAUGGGGGGCUUGCAUUGUUGGCGAGGUCGUCAAAGCUGACUGAGUGGAAUCACAAAUAGCUUUUUUCGUUGAAAAUUCUUGUGAAUAAAUGCUAAAAUUCCUGAAUUCUUUUCAGAUAUGGACGUAAAACAGUCUAUAUUUUUUGUUAAAAGCGAAAAAAAAAAGUGCAGUUAGCAAUUGUUUUUCGUAAAUAUGUCGAGGUACAAUGCUAGUCUGUUAGUGAAUGUAGCUAGCGGCCGCCUGAUGUAAAGAGGUUUUCCGGUGAAAAUUCUUGUGAAUAAAUGCUUAAAUCUCUGAAUUCUUUAUAGAUAUGGACGUAAAAAAGUUUCGUUUCUUGGUUAAAAGCAAAAAAACGUGCAGGUAGCAUUUAUUUUACGUAGAUAUGUCAAAGUACAAUGCUAGUCUUAGUAAAUGUUGAUAGCGGCUGCCUUAUGUAAACAGGGCUUUUCCUGUGAAAAUUCUUGUAAAUAAAUGCUUAAAUCCCUGAAUUGGUUAUAGAUAUGGAAGUAAAACAUAUGGACGUAAAACAGUCUUGAUUCCUGGUUACAAGCAAAAUGUAAAAUGUGCAGUUAGCAUUUAUUUCACAAAGUACAAUGCUAGUCUGUUAGUGAAUGUAGCUAGCGGCCCUGAUGUAAACAGAGCUUUUAUUCUUGUAAAUAAAUGGUUAAAUCCCAGAAUUCUUUAUAGAUAUGGACGUAAAACAGUCUCGAUUCUUGGUUAAAAGCAAAAUGUGCAGUUAGCAUUUAUUUCGCGAAGUACAAUGCCAGUCUGUUAGUGAAUGUAGCUAGCGGCCCUGAUGUAGACAGAGCUUUUAUUCUUGUGAAUAAAUGGUUAAAUCGCAGAAUUUUUUAUAGAUGUGGACGUAAAACAGUCUCAAUUCCUGGUUAAAAGCAAAAAAAAAAAUCAAAAACAUGUGCAAUUAGCGUUUAAUUUACGUAACUAUUGUGAACUACGACGCCAAUGCAGUAGCGGCUAAUUUCUCCCAUUGUUCUUUUUUCACAACGAUUCAAAAUGCAUGCAUGGUACGAAAAAUAUAAUAUUUACCUUGAAUCCUCGAACAGAUCACGCCUGAGAAAAUCCUUCCUGUUUGUAUGCGGUACAGCUUUCGUACUGUUUCAACAGAAAUCCGGCGUUAGACCGCUGCGUGCGAGUGUUUGUGAAUAUUUCCUCUUGAUGUGGGCGGCCCCCUACUUGAGAAUGUUAGGCGCGGCGCAUGACCGAUCUGACCCAUCAAUACAUUAUGAAGUCAAUGCCUUUUGUCUCUUUUGUUGCUCUGCCAUCUUUGCAGAAUUCACGUGAAAGCGUUGGCAUCGAUUUCCGUCUUUAUAACAAAUGGGGAAAUGCUGCAUUUGUAGUUUUUUGUCUGUGGCAGGGUUCCCGCCACUCUCCUUAAGGUGAAUUAGUGCCGGUUAAAGCGAUACACAAGUUGUCAGUCGACAUAUUAUCACAAAUAUUAUGAAAAGUUAGCUAGUGUUGCUUUAAAAGUCUAAUUCAGGAUGCUAUGAUUUCAUUUUCCUGAUAUUCAUUCAGUUGUUAGGAUGAGUGAUCACAAUGCAACUCUAAGGGCCUGAUUUAUUAAAAGGUCUCAAGUGGUGGACGCUAAAUUGCGUUUUAACCGAUUGUUGGCUAGAGGGGAGAAUUUAAAAGAUGGCGCGCUGAUCAUUUCAGUGUGCUGAAAUGACAAAAGCUAUGGAGAAAUUAGUUUUAAUAAUGGUUAUAGCCUUGUGACUUGAUUCUAAGAUGAUUGAGGCGUAAAAUUGCCAUUUUUCUUGAUUGUUUUCAUUUAGCUGUGCUUUAAUUGUGCUGUCUAAAAACACAAACUCAGAAACCACUAUUCAUCUCAGGUUUAAUAGCCAGUCAUUAUUUAGCUUACGUAUAUUCCUCCCGGUACAUUCGCAUAACCCAGUUUAGUAGAAACGUUUAGUAAAUCAGGCCUUAUUUUUCUUAGACUCUUGCAAUAAUUAACCUAACUAAAAAAGACAAACAAACAAACAAACAAAAAAACGCUCUUUUUUUGGGUUGUAUAUAAAUCUUACAUAAAACUUUACAUUUGUUGAUUAUCUUUCGCCAAAUUCUUUUGAUAAAAAAAAUAUGCAGGUCAUUGGUCUUUUUCCCGUCGAUUGAUUAUUUUUGUCACUGGGUGAUGGUGUUUUCUUUUUUGUCUACAUCAUUAAAUUGUGUCUCCUUGACAUGCUGUUUGAGUCAUAGAAAGGCCAGUUAUAGAUGGAUUCUUUGACUUAAUGAUUUCCUUUGUACUUUUUUAAAGAGCUGUUUGAACAUGCAACCAUGCCCCGAUGCAAUACAUGGUGUCAAUUAAAGAAUGAUAACGAACCGGUGUCCUUGCCUCGUAAGUG
Corythoichthys intestinalis (scribbled pipefish) is the source of this 9937-nucleotide messenger RNA. It is a transcript of the gene foxj1b, whose product is annotated as forkhead box J1b. The coding region runs from base 2217 to 3599 and encodes 460 amino acids. Gene Ontology annotation, biological process: regulation of DNA-templated transcription. The transcript is spliced from 5 exons. NCBI's taxonomy places the organism in Eukaryota, Metazoa, Chordata, Actinopteri, Syngnathiformes, Syngnathidae. The record is from RefSeq and is a predicted model, not a curated record. Gene Ontology annotation, molecular function: DNA-binding transcription factor activity; sequence-specific DNA binding.